AUGGCUGCGCUCGAAGCUGCGUCCACACGUUCCUUUCCCAUUACAAGUCGCCAAAGGCGACGAUCAUCGUCGUCGAGAUCAUCAUCUCCCCCGUUAACCUCUUUAAAAUCUGCAGAUAACAUGGAAAAACUGAAAUCUUCAGGCUCAAAGCCUACAAAAAGGCCUGGAUCUCCAUCUGAGAACAUUAAUAUUUUUGGAAAAACUGGUGGUGCGUAUAUUCCUCCAGCCCGUCUGCGUCAAAUGCAAGCUAAGAUUACAGACAAGUCCUCGGAUGCAUAUCAGCGCAUUGCCUGGGAAGCACUAAAAAAAUCCAUUCACGGUCUUAUAAACAAAGUCAACGUGUCUAACAUUGCGCAGGUUGUGCGUCAACUCCUUUGUGAAAAUAUUGUUCGUGGAAGAGGGCUUUUGGUCAAGUCCCUUAUUACGUCUCAAACGACCUCCCCUACAUUCACACACGUUUUUGCAGCUCUAAUUGCCGUAGUUAAUACGAAGUUUCCCCAGGUCGGUGAGCUGCUUUUGAAACGCCUAAUCAACGAAUUCCGCAAAGCUUUUCGUCGAAACCAGAAAGAUCGAUGUUUAACCACAGCUCGGUUUUUGGCGCACCUUGUCAAUCAAAAGGUUGCGCAUGAGCUUAUAGUGCUUGAACUGCUUACUCUCCUACUGGAGCAAACAACGGAUGACAGUGUUGAGGUAUCCGUCGCCACUUUGAAGGAGUGUGGCGCUUUCCUUUCACAAGUUGUGCCCAAGGGUCUCGCUGGCAUUUUUGACCAUCUUCGACGUAUUCUCAAUGAAAGUCAAUGCGACAAGCGGAUCGCGUACAUGAUUGAAAUUCGUCGUGAUGGCUGGAAGGAUCAUCCUACCAUGCUGCCUGAGCUUGAUCUGAUUGACGAAGAUGACCAAAUUACCCACACCUUGUCGUUAUUGGACCCAGUUGAUCCCGAGGAGGGUCUUAACAUAUAUCAUUUUGAUCCCGACUUCGAAUCAAACGAGGAAAAGUACUCGGCUAUUCGUGCUUCCUUCCUCGGCGACGGUGAAAAUGAGAGCUCCGGUUCAGAUUCCGGGUCUGGAUCUGAAUCGGAUGAUGAAGAAGAGGGUGAGGAGGGUGUCCAAGGCCCGGGCGAACAGGAGAGUGGUAUAAUUAUCGAUCAGACGGAAACAAAUUUGGUUCAUCUUCGACGAACAAUCUACCUCAUGCUUCAGUCCUCCGUAUCUGCGGAUGAGGGUGCUCAUCGCUUGUUGCAGCUAAAGAUCAAACCAGGAGAGGAGUACGAAGUUGCAUCGAUGGUUCUGGACUGCUGUGCACAGACCAGGUCUUACGAGACGCGCUACGGCAGUCUGGCACAGCGUCUGUGUCGCGUCAUGCUCUUCUCCGGGGAUCGCCCGAAACCAGGCGAGGAGAAACCCAAAUCCGAUCCCUCAGAACCCCCUCGCACCUACGUAGCGCAGUUUGAGAAGAUAUUUUCAGAGCAGUACGCAACCGUGCACCGCCUGGAGACGACGAAGUUGAAGAACGUUGCCAUGUUCUUCGCGCACCUACUUUUCACCGACUCCAUCUCGUGGGGCGUUUUUGAGUGCGUCAAACUGAAUGAACGGGACACCACAUCUUCGGGACGUAUUUUCUUGAAGUACCUGUUUCAAGAGUUGUGCUCGUUUAUGGGACUGGCAAAAUUGCAGGCGCGUCUACGGGACGAGACUCUGCAGCCAUUCUUCGCUGGUCUUCUGCCCCGCGAUAAUCCCAAAGACACGCGGUUCGCGAUCAACUUCCUCACAACUAUUGGCCUUGGUGGUUUGACGAUAGAUUUACGAGAGCACCUGCAGGCGUCGAAAGGGACUAGUGAUAAGGCAAAGCUUGCGGAAGCUGUUGCACAGCUGGAGUCUUCUUCAUCCUCCUCCUCUUCUUCUGAGAGCACUUCUAGUUCCUCGGAUUCAAGCUCAUCGGAGUCAAGCUCCUCGGAUUCCAGCACGUCGUCCACUUCUUCCUCCUCUAGUGACAGUGACGAUUCUGAGGAGGAAGAGCCUCAGAGGAAAGGUGGAAUAGCCAAGGAGCCGGUAAAAAAGCGCCGUGAACCAUCAGAUCGUGCCAGACGAUCUCCUCAGUCACCGGAGAUCCCCGAAAACACAAAAAAGAAUGCGGGUAGGAGAGAAGAAGUUGAAAGAACUAGAUCAAGGGGACAGGCAAACAGGUCACCCCCGCCACGACAUUUAUCUCCACCUGACGAAUCGCGGAUCCCUCGUGAGUCUCCGAAUUCAUUCGAGGCACGGCAAAGCAGCUACUACAAUCCCUCGCGUUCUAAGCGUCAACGUCACAAUAUUUCUUCACCGGACAGUGCAUCACUGAAGGAACGCGAUGAAGCGCUGACCGCCCAGUACCGCCAUCCAUCGCCGGAUGCAGAAAAACGACGACGGUACGAUUCGCCGAUGAUGGAAAGCCGUGGACGUUGUGCUUCUCCUCUCUCAAAAAGGCAGACCAAUGAGUUAGCAUCAGUAGCCAGACAGGCGAGCCGAUCACCGAAAGUGCACCGCCAGCCUUCGCCAGCUGCCAAAAGGAGUCGAAGGUACAAAUCACCGCUAACUGACCGCUACAAUUCCCCUCCGAAAAAGCCAUCCAGAGAUGUUACUCCGGAGAUCAGACGAGAACUCAGGUCGCCUCCAAAGCGACGUCAACCUUCGCCACUUGUGGAGAAAAGGAGCAUCGAAAACUCACCAACAGACGAACGUGGUUGUACUUCCGUCUCGAGAAGACGCGAUGGCGAUUUCGUUCCGCAGAAGAGAUCACGACACCACCAACCAUCGCCGAAUAUUGAUCAAAGACACACACGAGGCUCACCAAGGGAAGACAGGGGUGGUCGUUACGUGUCUCCACUUUCACGGCGCCAAUCUGGGAAAGAGGAGAGGUCGCAUCGCCGACGUGGAUCAUCCCAUUCGCCGCUCUCGAAACCAGGCGAUCGGCGCAACUCCCCCGCACAAAAAAAUUCGCGAGGCCGUAGAGAUUCGACUCCUCAAAAAGAACGAACUACAAAGGGCGGAACCGUGUCAUCGAGACAACGGGGUGGCCGUUGCGGUUCCCCGCCCUCGAGAUCGCGGCCGGACGAAAACCCUGCACCAGGAAGGAAGUGGGAGGGCGAGAGGUCGCCUAAUUAUCGACGGAACCGUUCCCCUCCUCAAUUGGGCGGUGAAAAAAUGCUUCGGAACUCUUCACCGCCCCCACGAGAUCGAUCGCCGUUCCGUCGUAACGCCAUGGAAUCCCCGAACGGUCGCAUUUAG
This is a messenger RNA of Mesocestoides corti, 3264 nucleotides long. The record is from the annotation of a GenBank genome assembly. Lineage: Eukaryota; Metazoa; Platyhelminthes; Cestoda; Cyclophyllidea; Mesocestoididae.